GCUUGCGCGGAGAUAGGAGGCGGAAAUCGCACUCUUUUCGUUAAAUUGAACAGUGCCAGCAGUGGAAUUACAGUGCAGUCUGUCAGACACCUGAAGACACUAUUUACUUCCCCGAUAUUACUUAAGAUAAAGCAACAGAGCCGGAUACGACUGAGAAAGUGUAUGCUCGGGUUGUUGCUCACAGAGGCGCGUUUGUAACCAGAGCUGCAACGAUGAGUUUUUUCAGUUUUGGCCAAAGUGCAGAAAUUGAUAUAGUGUUGAACGAUGCCGAGACGAGGAAGAAAGUGGAGCACAAGACAGAGGACGGCAAAAAGGACAAGUAUUUUUUAUUUUACGACGGAGAGACAGUGUCCGGCAAAGUGAACCUGACACUGAAGAACCCGGGCAAACGGCUGGAGCACCUGGGUAUCAAAAUCGAGUUCAUCGGUCAGAUUGAGCUAUACUAUGACCGAGGCAACCAUCAUGAGUUUGUUUCCCUUGUGAAAGAUCUGGCCAGGCCAGGAGAGCUCCCACAGUCACAGACAUUUGACUUUGAGUUCAUGCAUGUGGAAAAACCCUAUGAAUCCUACACUGGACAGAACGUGAAGUUACGGUACUUCCUUAGAGCAACCAUCAGCCGACGACUGAAUGAUAUCUGCAAAGAGAUGGACAUUGUUGUUCAUACCCUCAGCACAUAUCCUGAGUUGAACUCCUCAAUCAAGAUGGAAGUGGGAAUUGAAGACUGUCUUCAUAUUGAGUUUGAAUACAACAAGUCAAAGUACCAUCUAAAAGAUGUAAUUGUAGGAAAGAUCUAUUUUCUUCUGGUACGCAUCAAGAUAAAACACAUGGAAAUUGACAUCAUCAAACGUGAAACAACCGGCACAGGACCCAAUGUGUAUCAUGAAAAUGAUACAAUAGCCAAAUAUGAAAUCAUGGAUGGAGCUCCAGUCCGAGGAGAAUCCAUUCCCAUCCGUUUGUUCCUUGCUGGCUAUGAACUGACGCCUACGAUGCGAGAUAUAAAUAAGAAGUUCUCUGUUCGGUAUUACCUCAACUUAGUCCUCAUUGAUGAGGAGGAAAGGCGCUACUUCAAACAGCAGGAAAUCACCUUGUGGAGAAAAGGGGAUAUUGUAAGGAAAAGCAUGUCUCACCAGGCAGCCAUCGCAUCACAGAGGUUUGAAGGUUCAUCAAGUACAGAGAGCAAGAUGCAGGCACAGGCCAAGCAAGAUGGGAACUAAAGGGAAACUUUAUGGACAAAACUGUUUUUCUCACAAAGAGAAACAAACUACCCACAUACGCACCCAUAUACCCCAAACUCUGAGUGACUAGGAGACUUGUUAAGUUACCAAAAGGGAUCUUCUGAGAGAUGCACCUGAAUUUACACAACAUGAUGUGUAAUCUGGAACCAUGCUAAGACACACCCAGUAAUGGCAGAAAAAAUAAUCGAUUUAAAAGCGUUAUGCAGAAAGCUCCUAAAAGAAGCUUGGUCCAAUCUUUAAAAAAAAAAACAACACAGGAAUGAAGAAGCAGGCCUCUUUUUUUUUUUUUUUUUUUUUAAAGGAUACUGGUGUGUUUAUUCGUUUUAUUCCCCAAUUCCAGAAAGAGUAUCUGAAGUGGCCACAAGUCCUGUAAAAGUCAGUUUUGACUGGAGAAUGCAAGCAUGAUCACGUGUAUGUCAUAACGUAAUGGAAAUGGUCAUUAACUCUCAACAGAAGACAGCAGAUGUACAGUAACUGUUCACGUGACAGAUGGCACAGUGUUACUCCUUAUUCCUGCAAUGGGCUCACUGUGCUUUUUCAUUUUUAAAAUUUCAAGACUUUUACUUUCUCUAAAUUUUUAGUAGGGUUUCCUUUAAAAGAAUUAAAUAUGCGCAGUGGCAUUCCAGCAUUUUUAUUUUAUUUUUUUUUUGGAAUUUGGUGAACUGAGGAAACUGCGAGACUCUGCAAGCAAAGCCUUUUAAAACAGGCUUGUAGAUUCUAAAUCGCCUGCCCUUGGAAACCGUGAGGUAUCAAUACAAAUUAAGCUAUAGCAUUGUGGCUAAUGAGUGGGGAUAAGAGUCUUAGAUAGAAGCGGUCAGCAGCAUGGUCAGAAUGAUAUCCGUCAAUUUAACGGUGUGCUCUGGACACCACUAGAAAGGGAGAGAGUGAAAGAAACACUAGGCCCUUGUGUUUUCAUUUUUUCUAUAACUUGAAAUAUGUAAUGCAUAAGUAAAUAAUCUGAUUUGUAUGCUUCUGGUGGGGGAGAUCCAAAAUGCAUUUCCUUGUCUUGAUUUUGUGUUUAGUAACUGAAAUGAUAUUUAAUGGCAAAUGGAAGUUCAUUGAAUGGUAUGUUGUGGCUGUGGCGCUAACAUUUAUUGUAAUAACUACCUUGCUUAUUUUUAAAGUAGCUUAUCAUUUGUUAAGAGGUCAAUGUUAUUAAGGAAUUUUAUGAACAAAAAAUAAUGCACAGUAUUUAAUCCCUGACACUUACUAUUCUGAUCUUGAUUUUAUUAACUACCUAAUGUUUUUAAUGACCUAUAAAUGCGUAACACAGAGUAAGUGCCACACCUCUUUUUCAAAUUCUAGCAGAUUGAUUUUAAUCCCACCAGGCAUUCCUUUUAAGAUGCAUCAUUUUCACAUUUUGUUUUAGGUAUAUAUUAUAUUUUUAAUAACUACGAUCAAACAUGGUGCCUAUUUUCAGCUUCUGCCAAAAACAUUUUGAUUUGUUUGCUGAAAGAUGUCCUUUUUUUAGUUUUUCCACUGUAAACAUGUUUAUUUUAUUCAUCCAGUGGUAUUUUAAUGUAGGUCAUUCACCCUGGAAUCCACUCAGUUCAUUUUUUAUAUUUAAAUACUUGUAUUUAAAUAUUCAUUAUAUUUCCAGAAUGCUUGAGUGUCUAGUUUAUGCAGGUUAUGGGCUUAAAAGUCUCUGCAAUGAUGAUCAAUCACAAGAGACACUGACCAACACUAUAUUUAUGAUGCUAUAUAUUAAGCCUUUAAGCCACUCUUAUAUUCUAUAUAAAGUGAGAUUAGCCAGGUAAUCCUGAGUGGAAAAUGUGUACCAGUAUUCCCAAAGCUGUUGAUAUCUUUUUAUUUUAUUUUUUGAAUGGCACAAAGAUUAAAGAAGCCAUCUGCUUCUAGUGUAUUGUGUUGGUUAGAUCAGCUACCUCAGCUUACUCUUAGUUAUCAAAUUAACCAGGCAGUUAACCGAUUUUAAAGUUCUCGUUCCCGAGUAGCUGCUGUAAGCAGUUUUUUGAAUGGAAUGAGAAAAAGUGUGUAACCGGUAGAAAGGAAGAUCUAAACAGGUGGCAAUAGUGCCUCGUAGAAUGCUUCGAAGGACUUUAAGAGUUGAAAUACUCCGUAGCCAAUACUUGCAGAUGAGCUACGAACAGCAUUCCCUCAUCUGUGACCAACUCCCUCCUGUUGUAGGUGUCAGAUAUAUUUAAAAACAGAGCUACUGCUGCAAGAAUCACAUUUCAUUUUUAGGUAUUGCUAAUAUUAGUUGCAGAUUAAUUGGUGGUCCAUGUAGCACUUGUUCUUGCCUUAACACUUUUGAUUUUGUCAGUACAGGCUCUGCCCCCCUGUACAACACAAGUACAUCGUGCAUAGUCAUAGGUGGGACUGAGUUAGGGAGCCGUUAUUGAACUGUAAAGAACAUGAAACAGAGGUGGCAAAAGAAAACCCAAAGUCACUAUUAACUUUCUCUAGUAAUUAUUUUACAAAGUGUAAUCGCUAUUAAAUAUAAUUUAUUAUCUGGAUAAGGCAAAUGAAAUGACAAUCAUCAAACAAAUUUUGCAUCUAAAAUUAUUCUUUGUUUUUUGUUUUCUUUUUUUUUUAACAAAGCAUCCUCUGCAUUAAAAAGGUGGUUGCUGUUUAUAAGAUGCACAAGUUAUAAGUUAUUCAGUACAUAACCUGCCAUUUAUAAACUGACUCUGCCACUCGUGGCAGUUUUGUGCUAGCAAUGGGUGAAUAAUACAUGUAGAAUGUAAUGUGUCAGAGAUGCAGCAUCUGGCAUGGCGUAGAGCAUGGAUUCAAAUGUGCCCAAAAGGAAGUACAAUGGGAAUGCCUUUUUCCUACUGCCCUUUUUCUCUCUGCCAAAACAUGUCCAUGCUAAGAUAUGCUGAAGUGGGUAGUGGUGUUGUAGUCUCCCUCACCCCAUAAGCUUUCCAAGUUGGGUCCAUGCAGCAUAUGACAUUCCAGUUUUCAAGUGCUCAUUAUAACAACUCCUUUUAGGCUGCCUUGAUGAAUAGUAACAGUGCUGAAAUUCCAUUGGCAAUAAUAGUCACAUCACAUAUAUAUAUCUGCAGAGAUCUUGGUGUACAUAAAAUUAGUUGGGAACAAAUUAAUAUUUCUUGUAAUAGUAAGCUGUAAAGUACUAGCCAUUUAGCAAAAAGGAAAUCUGUACAUUUUCAGCACAAAGUUUAACAACAUAUAGUGAUAUAAAUGAUGUGUUAAUACAAGAUUCAGAGUCUGAUGGUUGUUUCUUAUAGUUGUACUUUGCAUUUCUGUAUUUGAAAUUUGUUUUUAAUGCAACUUCUGAUUAAAAGAGAUCUACCUAGAA
Molecule: messenger RNA, 4512 nt
Organism: Erpetoichthys calabaricus (reedfish)
Lineage: Eukaryota; Metazoa; Chordata; Cladistia; Polypteriformes; Polypteridae
Product: vacuolar protein sorting-associated protein 26B-like
Exons: 6
Coding region: 213-1214 (333 amino acids)
Biological process (GO): intracellular protein transport; retrograde transport, endosome to Golgi
Cellular component (GO): endosome; retromer complex
Source: RefSeq, a predicted model, not a curated record